GAGCCGGUUUACUUAAGGUGCACCAAAUCAGUUGAUGAUUUGGACAUGGCAACAAUGGAAUCUCCCUCAUAGAUACGCCCAAAUAGAAGAACUCCACACGAUAAAGGAUGAUCGGUUGCUCGGUACAUGCCAGUUGAAGGACUGAGGGUGAAAUUCUGGAUGUGCCUCCAUGCUCCAACAGGAAGCAGGUGGCCUUUACUCUCCAUCUUCAUCGGAUAGCACCAUCUCGAGGGUGUCCCCGUGCACUGGGUUGUACUGCUUCCAAGAGUGCAGUACCUUCACAUGCACUUUCCAGCCACUCUUGUAGGGUUUCACAUCUUUCAAAGGGGUCACUUUCAUUGCGGUAGACAUUUUUUUUUUGAUUGCGAAUGUAGUUGAGUAAAUGUGAAAAAGCUUAGGCAUGUUGUAGGUGUUUAUAUAGCAGUAGGUUAAUCGAUGGUCCUAAAUGUCUGGUAAAAAAAUUUCUCUCGUAUAUUCUUAGUUCUCUAUAGGAAACCGUUAGAGUAUUGAGCAAGAAAAAAUAUUUAGAGCUCGAUUUUGUUUGUGGUUGUUUACAUAUCUUAACAAUAUUUACAAUUCUGUUAGUUUAGAUAUCUUUUUAACAUAAAGGAAUUAAAUGAAACAAAUAUUUGGGGUAAUCGAUGGUUCUAAAAGUCUGGUAAAAAAAAUCUCUGGUAUAUUCUUAGUUCUCUAUAGGGAACCGUACGUUUAGAGUAUUGAUCAAGAAAAAAUAUUUAGAUUUCGAUUUUGUUUGUGGUUGUUUACAUAUCUUAACAAUAUUUACAAUUCUGUUAGUUUAGAUAUCUUUUUAACAUAAAGGAAUUAAAUGAAACAAAUAUUUGGGUAGUUAUUACGUAUGCUUCAUGGGCAAGCUAGUAUAUUCUGAUUCAUUAAAUGAAAAAUCGUUAGAGAAUUUUAUACUGUUAAGAGAUGUUUGAUAGUUACCGAAUUUGAUUUCACUCUUGGAAGCCUUGGGCCAUUUAGAAAAAUCGGGUAGGAGUAAUUCGGUUGGGCUAAAAUUCCAUGUUGGGCCAUUUUAAAAAGGUUGAAAAAACGUGUUUGUGUAUUGUUUACGUAAAUACCCUUUUCUAAUCUUUGAAAUGUAAGGAAACACUUAAAAAGAACAUGCCCCUAAGGUAAUUUUUAAAAUAGGAUCCUGCUUUAAUAGUAUAGAUAAGUAUAGAUAUGAUAUAUCAUAUUCUUGCAUUAACUCAAUUAUUAGCUCUAAAACACCCUUUUUCUUUAUCAUGCAGCCACAUUUCAGGCAUCCUUUUGUUUAUGGAUCCCAAGUUAACUUGCUCCUUGGAGAUAACACUUUUGGCGAUGGAUGCCAUUAUUUUUUCCAUCAAAAGGCAAGUACUCAAAGAAUCACAAAGCCUCGUUCUAGUUGAACUGAAUCCCUGACGAGAAAGGGUUUUGUAUGCUAUUUUCAACCAAGUAUCAUGAUCAAAGUUAAUCAUUAUAUAGAGAUUUGAGAUUUUUUAAAACUGAUUAUAAGUUUCACUACAUUUCCUAAUAUAAGAGUCUUUUACAUAUAGAGACUGUAGUUGAUUACUAGUUUACUAUUAAUCAUUCACAACGUUUGAAAACGAGCCUAAACAUAAUGGUCGUAGUUUCAUAGAUAUGAGUUUGAUUAACUUCUCACAAAAAAACUUGUGAUAUUCUCAGAGUAAAAGUUGUCUUCCAUCCUUUCAACUAAGAAUCCAACAAUUUUUAUUUUUAUUUUUUCAGGAAAAGAGACUUAAUGAUGACAAAGUAUAAAUGAGAUAUAUAAUGAUCAUCAAUAAAAAUGUAACUUGAAGGUGAAGAAUUAAUACAUCUUCCAAACAAACAUAUAGAUGAUGUGCAGUGUUCUAUCUAAUCUUGAAAUGUAAUUUUAGUUGUCGAAUCAAUCUUUUUAGACUAAGUUGAGGAUGAAAUCAAAGAGAUGAGGUGAUGAACCAUACUUCUACUCUGUGACCUACAAUUUACAAUCCAGUAGAUUACAGAUGUGAUAAUCAACAAAUAAACUAAACGGUGUUAGCUAUUUGAGGACUAUAUGAACAUUUGGAUGAGACAAAUUGUUAAUAGGAGUAUUCACAUUAAAAAAAAUGGCAUUUCUAAAAUAUUGUUGUGGACUCAUUUUCUAUAAUUUUAUGUGUAAUCAUAGAUAUUAAAGAAUGAAAGUAAAAAUAGUAUUAAAAUGAGUAUUUUUAAUCAAAUAAUUAAAAGAAAAUUGUAACCAACUUUUUUCCUCUAUUUCUUAGAGUGAGGUGAAUUAUUAUUUCCAAUUUUUUUUGUUGCAAAUAUUAUUAUUUUCUAAUUAUUUAAAUAUAUGUUGCUCUGCUGGUGUGAAAUUAGGACAUGGAUAAAUUAUAUACUUAUUCUCAUUUGAACGGUCACACUCUAACCACCACAUUUGACAAUUUUUAGUUUAAUAGAACCUUUUUAGGAGUCUGGUUUCAGAAACUCAUUGAUGGUCAUCCUCGGUUCAAUGUUGAUCGAAGAAGAUAUUGAUGAAAAUAAUCAAAGAAACUUAAAAAUCUGGAAAUAAUGAGACGUUGAUAUUUGAAGAUAAAAAUUCAAUUUCUAUUUUCAAAAUAAAAAAUAUUUACAAUUAUAAUAAAAGUGAAAUCUAAUAUAUAAUUUAACAUAUAAAUUAAAAAUAAUCUAACUAAAUUAAAAAAAUAAUGCGCAUGGUUAGUAAACAUUACUCAGAAAUCUUAACAUCUACAGAUAUAAUAAAACUGAAAUGACACCUUUAAUUCUUUAAAAUAUUACAAAUGAAUAGAAAAUCUGUUUUUACGAUCCCAGUAGAUAUAUCAAAUUUGGAUUAACACUGAUCAUUAUUAAUGUAUAGUAACUGAUAUCUAUGUAAUUAGAUGCUCUGAGUGAAUAAAGACUGCUACUUAGUAAGGGAUUAGCUUGUAGAUUAGAAGAUGUGCAUAUGAUAUGUAUAUGCACAAGCUUUCUUUCUGUACGGUACAAUCCAAAGAGAAACUAUUGAAUUCCGCAAGAGUUUGCGAUUGUACAAUAGUUUUUACUAAACAUAAAUAUUUAAUCAGCAUGAGAUUUAUAUGUUGAAUGCAUAAUGAUACUAGUACGGUUUCAACUUGGAAAACCAUUACCCACAAAAAUGAUGCCAAGAUGCAACUUUGUGGCAAGAACAGAAUAGUGAGUUUCUAUGUAAAAGCCAAUCGAAUGGAGAUUAGCAAAAAUAGUUAACAUUGUCAACUAACCAAUAGAGGAAACAUGCCUAAAAUUAUCUGCCUAAUCUUGUCAAGUGGUGUAUAGACCUUCCAUAUCAAUAUUUGUUUAGACAAAUUAUAUGGAUAUAUCAAGUGUUGUGGCCUUGUGGUAUAUCAAGUGUUGUGGCCUUGUGGUACAAGGACAACAAAUGCUUGACAACAUGGUACAUUCGUUUAAUAUCUUAAAAAGGUAUUUUAGGUUGAAAUGAACUAUGGAGGAGAUUUAAGUUUCUUUCGGCUUGCGUGCCUCAAUGAUAACCAGUCUUGAUAUUUCGUUAUAUAAGUGUGCAUUAAUAAGAUCAAUUCUCGCAAAUCCAUAAACAACUCCUCAAGAGUCGUUGACAAAACAAAAAAAAAACUCCUCAAAAAGUCAAAAUAUGCUCUAGACCAUCCAUUUCCCCGUUAAAAACUCCAUAUAAAUCUCUAUCCCUCCUUGCCAACCAAAAUCUUGAAGCACAUCCUCAUCUUUCUUAUUCAUAGCUAUCACAGCUCCAACAAACAAAAACUCACUAAACAAACAAAAAAAAUAACAAGAGUUUUUCAUUAUUCUAUAACUUUCUUGUUUUAAAAUCAAGAAUUUGACUUCUGUGACAAAUAUUUGAACAAAGAGAUGAGGAACGAAACGGGUGGUACCAUGGUCGUCGAUCUCCAAACCGAUUCAUACAACAACAAUCACAAUCGCCACGACCUUGGCGAUAAUGGUCACAAACCGAGGUCUAAAUUUGGUGAUAUAUUGAAAGCUGACCACGACGGAAUAUUCUCUCCUGAAGAUCCCAUCAUUGUCAACACCAACUUAACUCACCCCCGGUUUAGCAACGUCUCAGCCUCGACCAUGAGCAGUAUUGGUCCGGCCAGCGGAGAAGGUUCUCCUUGCGUAAUGUCUCCUUGGGCCCGUAUGUCGACCCCUUGGCCCGCAGAUUUUAAUGAAGACAAUGCCCUCGAGACCAACGGUCUCAUUGGCUCUAUUGUACGUGAAGAAGGGCAUAUAUACUCGCUAGCCGCUUCUGGUGACCUUCUUUACACGGGCUCGGACUCCAAGAACAUUAGGGUUUGGAAGAAUUUGAAGGAUUACACCGGGUUUAAAGCAAGCAGUGGUCUCAUUAAGGCUAUUGUGAUAUCUGUAGACCGGAUCUUUACCGGCCAUCAGGACGGUAAGAUCCGGGUCUGGAAGGUUUCCAAGAAAAAAGCGGGAAAGUACAAAAGGGUUGGAACAUUGCCGACGCUUAAAUCGAUGGUCAAGAGCUCCAUAAACCCUAAGCAUUUCAAUAGAAACUCCGUGAAAAAGAAGCAUAAGGAUGCAGUUUCGAGUCUUAGCAUGGACGUGGAGCUCGGUUUGUUGUACUCGAGUUCUUGGGAUAGGACGAUCAAAGUGUGGAGAGUCUCAGAUUCGAAGUGUUUGGAAUCGAUACAAGCGCAUGAUGACGCGAUAAACUCGGUGAUGUAUGGCUUUGAUGACUUGGUGUUCACGGGAUCUGCGGAUGGUACGGUUAAAGUGUGGAAACGUGAGAUGCAUGUUAAAGGAACUAGGCACAUUUUGGUUCAAGUUUUGCUCAAGCAAGAACACGCGGUAACCGCAUUGGCCGUAAUAUCGAAGUCUUCAAUGGUAUAUUCCGGUUCUUCGGACGGGGUGGUGAACUAUUGGGAGCGUUCCACGCGUGUAUUCGUCGGCGGAGUACUCAAAGGGCACAAAUCGGCCGUGUUAUGUCUCACUGUAGCGGGGAACAUGUUAUUGAGUGGUUCAGCCGACAAGAACAUAUGUGUCUGGAGGAGGGAGCCGUCUGAUGGAUCUCAUCAUUGUCUAACUGUUUUGACGGGUCACAUGGGACCAGUCAAGUGUCUAGCCGUGGAGGACGAACAAGCUUGCCGCGGUAAAGAAGCAGAAGUCUGUAUGGUCAAUGAAGGUGACCGGAAGUGGAUUAUAUACAGCGGAAGUUUGGACAAAUCUGUUAAAGUGUGGCGCGUGACCGAGAGGAUGGCGACUUGGAGGGAGAUGGACGAGCCAGCAGCAUCUUCUGGCUGGGAGAGCUCUUCGUCUAUGCGUGAAGGGAGUGGCGCGUGGAGUAUAGGAGAUUUGGAAUAAUAAAAUGGCAAGGAGUGGGUCGGAGCGUAGUUUGGUUAUUCACGUAAAUGUCACGUUGUUGAUCUGUCACGAUGAACGUCUUCGAAUUAAAAUACUUGAAUUAUUGUUUUAAAUUCUAUGACCAUAUCACGAAGGGGUUUGUGGCAAGUCAGCUGGUGAGUGAGUCAAUGUCGGGUUGAUGGUUUUCACGUAAUGAAUUUUGCUUCUUUUUUUUUUCUAAAAGAAAAAUGUUUGGAAAAUCAAAUUGUAUUAUUAUUUCAACUUACAAGAAAAAAGACUGAAUCAAUCACGUUUGUGUUUCUUUGUGUGUUCUUUGUCGUGGUUGCAACGUUAUGAUUUGGAAAUUAGAUGAGUCGUUUAGUCUUCGCUAGAAUCGCGCUAGAAUUAGUCUUUUCUGAAUUAUAUUCAGGAAUGUAUAUGAUCUCCAUAGUUUGUUUAGUUUUUGUUCAUGGCAACCAGAUCUUGAUAAGAGUUUUGUAAGAAAAUAUAUUUAUUGUUUGUUGUGUCUCUUCUUUCCAUUUAGAGAUCAAAACAUAAAAUAUCACCAACUAAGUUCAAUGCAUCAUUUGUUCCAGACAUAUAUGCAUGUGUGUUUCGUGAUGAUUGAACCAAAAGGCGCCCUAUUUUCCGUGAAUGAAAUGGUAAUCAAUUUGAACGUGUUUGAAUUUGUUGUGUAGAAUAGGGUUUACACACCCUUUUUUUUAUUAUUAUGGAAGACCAGACUAAUCCCCAGAGUUUACAUACAUUAGACAAUUGGAAAAUGAACAUCUUUUCGUGCAAAGUGAUAUAUAUAUAGGUGAGUGGUAUUUAAGAUUAAUGUCUUGCCAUGAAAUUAAAAUUUAACUGUCAAAUUUCGUUUCUGUUCAACUUAAUUUGUAACCCAUAGUUGUUUUUUUUUUUCAUAAACCCUAUCGGCUGAUCCGGUCGGCCCCGGAAAAAGUACAAUUAGUGCUAAUGAGUAGACUAGCCCAUAGUUGUUAGAAAUGGUAAAUCUGUGAAUUCACAAUUACCAUAGUUAUACCUAAUCUAUCUUUUAAGGGAAAAUAAAGAAUAUACCUACUCUUUUGAUAUACACACAUACUAGUCAUAGAACAAAUAUUUCAUGGUUAAAAAAUUCAAACUACAACAAUAAUUGGAAAAAGUAGUAUUGUGGAUUUUUUUGUUUUGGUUGGCAAUACGUUAGAAAAUUGAUUUAGAGUACGAUGGAUCAUUGAGACCUAUCUCCUUGGUGACGUAUGGGACCAUAUAAAACAACUCAAUAUACAACAUGGACCAAAAAAACUAUCAAAUUAAGAGUUUCAAAAUAGAAACAGUACCUCUGUUUACUAAUAACCGCGUAAUCCCCGUGCUCCCAAACCAAACUAAACCGAGAUUAGACAUUUAUAAUUGAACCAAUACUGAUGGCUAGGAAAGAACCCGGUUUUACGAAACUACCCCUCUCUUUGACCCGCUCAACGCCUUCCGCAAAACGCACCGUUUACUUACACACAAACACGCGUUGACGCCGAGAAUUUUCCCGGAAAAAGAAGUUUCAACUUCCCUUUCUUUUGGGAGAGAGAAGAAAAAACAAAAGAGAAAGUCUUCCCUUUCAGUCCAUGGUUCGUCCUUUACUACCGAGAGAGAUAAACCAUCUGUCUCUCCUCUUCUUGUUCACUCUUACAAACUCCUCUCCCCGCAAAAAAAAAACAA
Brassica rapa (field mustard) is the source of this 6996-nucleotide messenger RNA. RefSeq names its product protein JINGUBANG-like. The record is from RefSeq and is a predicted model, not a curated record. NCBI's taxonomy places the organism in Eukaryota, Viridiplantae, Streptophyta, Magnoliopsida, Brassicales, Brassicaceae. Gene Ontology annotation, molecular function: protein binding.